AUGAACCCUGAGCAAUUAUCAUCACAUCAAAAGUCAGUACAGAUACGACUACAAAAAGAGCAGCAGCAGCGGCAGCAGCAGCUCCAACAACAACAACAACAGCAUGCGCUAUCGCACAACUUUCCAGGCUCCGAUCAUGAUCCUCAAUACUCCCAGUAUCAACAACCUACAAACUUUGCAUCUUUUCAGGCACAGCCCGAAUACCUUCCAGAACAACUUUCUGAACAACCGUAUACCCUACCAAUAAACCCUUCAAAUGCACAGUCUCAACGCCUACCUUCCUCGUCACAGUCGUUGGGUCAACCACCCUUUUUUGGCGGCUAUUCACAACCUGCAUAUCUCACUCAAGAGAGUGUCAAUCUAAGCAUGCCCCUGUCACAACAUACAAGUUAUAGAAGUGCUGGACAAUACAGCAACCCUGCAUUUCAAUCAUCGGAUCAGAGUAGUUACGGUUCUUCAUCACAAUUUUCUCAACUGAGUCAACUUCAACUACAGAGGAUGGAACAAGGCGAGCAGAUACAGCAAACUACACACAUGCCCCUACAGUUCCCAGCACGAUACGAGCCCUCCGUGGGUCAGUCAUCAACCAUCCCCACGAUAGAGCCACAUCAACAAACUCAAUAUGGUCAGACAACUACGGCAUCCCUGUCGUUAUUGCGAAAACAAGACAACCCCGUGCUACAGCCGGAUUUGCUACAAGAAGAGACAACUAAAUCCAAACCUCCGGCGCACCUUAGACGACAUCGAAGAAACAAUUCGUCUAUUUCAUCUGUUCUUCACUCGACUGCUUAUGAAGAGGAAUUAAAGAAAAUGGCAAUGGCAAAGGUGAGCAUGCCCUUGCCAGAAAUAGCACGACGCAUAAAGCAGCAGGAAUUUGACACGACUGCCCCGUUAACUCUGCAUUCAGCAGCAACUCUGGAAGGAUCAUCCUCAUCACCCCUUCUGUCAUCACAAUCUUCAGCACUUGAAAAAGCUCAAAACAGCAAAGAAACACAGCGACUGGUCUUUGGCAUGGUUUGGCUUUUAACAGCUUGUGAGGUAUCACCCACAGCAGUGAUCCCUCGUACUAGGAUAUACGCCAGAUAUGUUCAGAUCUGUGCCGAUAACAGUCUAUCGCCUCUCUCUCCAGCUAGCUUUGGGAAAUUGGUGAGAAUACUAUAUCCAACGAUAACUACUCGAAGAUUGGGAAUGAGAGGGCAGCUGAAAUAUCACUAUUGCGGGAUUCGAUUAAAGGGUGAGCAAAGUAUGCAGCAGCAGUUGAUGCAGAGACAGCAACUUCAACAGAACCAAUUUCUUAGGAGAGGAGUGCAAGCACUGGAAUCGCAAGUUUCUGGGGAAGGUAACUGGCAAUCACGUCUUCAGUCACCUGCUCGGCUCGGUAUUAGUUCUGCUUCUGUGGAACAGUCUCCGUUGUCCACAAGAUCCUCAGUCUCGUACGAAGAAUCCCCACAGUCAGCAUUCGGUACAAACACCCCAACAUAUAGUCCCAUAAACUCGCCACUGGUACUUGCAUCAGCAUCUAACAUCGGCGAUCAGUUACCGCUGGUUUCGCAUUUACAGUACGUUCCCGGUUUGUUUAAACUCUUGGGGAUGGAGUCUGUGGCGCCAAAAUCAUACCCAUUUACCACUAUUGAACUACCGUCGAUAUAUUCGUAUUUGCCUCAAGAUACUGAUCGUGAUGUUGCUGAUACAUUGGCUUCGUUAUAUAAAGUCCAUGUCAACACUGUGUUUGAAUCACUUCGCUUCAUGCAGUUGAAACGGUUGUUCUCAUGUUUCAACAACUUCAAUAGCAUCUUGUCCACUUCGGUUUCCAAAUUGUACGCAGCUGAACCAGUUUUGGAGUGGGUCCAGAAAUGCGAUUUGCUAAUGUAUAAAAAGAUGAUUCGCAUGUUGAGCAAACUCCAUAUGCAAUACAUGAUGCCCCAGGAUAAUCUCAACCAACUAAAGACGAUAGCAUCAACCUACACUCGAACCUUGACCAAUUCUAUUGUCCACUCGCAAAACUCAAAGAGCUUUAUCUCCAUGAAGUUGAAAAUGGCCAAACGUUUUGUCAGCAUACUCAAUAGAUUAAUCAAAGUCAUAGACACGGGGUCUACAGCAUCGAGGAUAUUGAAUGACGAUAAUGAAAAGCAAGCAAUGUUGGAAGACUGGCAGAAAUUAGACCUUGCUGAUUUGGUGUCAAGGGAUGUACCAUGUACUUCUGAAGCAAACUUAAACACCUUGAUAUUUAUAUUGAAGGAGGAAGUAGUCAAGAUGCUUGAAAUGACAUUGGAAACAGAAGGAGGCUCACUUAUGCAAUCUUAUGCUGAUUUCAUUAGUGCCUUGCCUUCCCGGCUCCCGGGAAUCAACCCUCGAAUGUUUUUAUUGCUAUCAUCAAACUUGUUGACUUCUAUUUUACGAGAAAUAAGCCUCAAUAGCGGGGAUGGAUUUGGAGCAUGGUGGGUGGUUAGAUGCUGGCUCGAUGAAUACUUGGCGUGGAUCAUGGAGGUUGGAGGGUUUUUCGAGGAUGAGUUACGGGGGUAUACAGAGGAACCAAGGCAAUCGGUUGCAGAGUCACUGAAACUGGAAGAAAUAUUUUCGGUACCACCUGUUGGUGAAUCUGGAGCUCAAGAGGAAGAGGAGUACACCUUGAGUGGAGAAACUUCGAUUGAUCUACUAGGGUGA
Molecule: messenger RNA, 2664 nt
Organism: Lodderomyces theae
Lineage: Eukaryota; Fungi; Ascomycota; Pichiomycetes; Serinales; Debaryomycetaceae
Gene: RFX1
Product: Rfx1p
Exons: 1
Coding region: 1-2664 (887 amino acids)
Biological process (GO): regulation of transcription by RNA polymerase II
Molecular function (GO): RNA polymerase II cis-regulatory region sequence-specific DNA binding; DNA-binding transcription factor activity, RNA polymerase II-specific
Source: RefSeq, a predicted model, not a curated record